UAUUUAUACGUGUUGAAAGCGGACAUUAUGGUACGGUACGUUUUAAAGAAAGCUUCAAGGAUGUGACCAUUGUGUGAUGCGGUCUGCUGUGCCAUCAAGCUGCUACGGUGUGGAAACAUGCAGCUGCCACUCCAAGAUGAGGUCGCCAUAUCUGAAGAUGAUGAUCAUUGGAGUAGCCGUGGUGUUUGCAUUAUUAACCUGGAACCGGAUACAUACAAGCCAUCUAUUCUCAAAACAAAAUACAAAAUCUACUGGAAAAAACCCAGGAAUUGAUGAUUUGAAUCCAGAUGCUUAUCAGAAUAUUCCAAAAGGCAUUUACACAUGUAUGAACCGCACAACAAAAAACUACGAGUACAAUUUUAAUACCGAACUGUACCUGUUACCGGGGAAGGAUGAGAUGUGUGCGAUGACAAUGCAGGACUUGGAAAAACUUUAUCAAAUGUACCUAAGCACAGUACAGACUAUAUGCAAGAGACCUAUCCGGCUCGGGAACCGGAAUGAUGGCGGAUGGGACCUGUGUGUAGAGAAACAGUUUCUGACACCCGGGAAAUGCCAGGUCUAUUCCUUUGGGAUUAAUUACGACUUUACCUUUGACGAUGCUGUAGCUAAGGAUUUUGACUGUGAAGUCCACUCAUUUGACCCAAGUAUGAACCAGGAAAGCUACCAAAGAAGUACCAAACCUUUCGUGUACUUUCAUGACGUUGGUAUCGCUAGUAAAUCACGUAAUGUGAUUGGGAAUAAAGAAUGGAGGAUGUUGAAUCUGAAGGACACAAUGACAGAACUAGGACAUAAAACUAUUCCAGAUGUUAUCAAGAUGGACAUAGAAUACUGGGAAUGGGAUGUUUUACCUGAUCUGUUAACUUCUAGCCAGCUACCCAAGCAGCUUGCCAUUGAGUACCACCUUUGGGAUGCAAAUUAUACUAAUAAAAAGGUUCUAUGGCUGCAUCGCUUGUGGAUUCUGAAGGAUAUAUACGAUGCUGGAUACAGGAGUUUCUGGCUGAAUAGAAACUUACCAUGCACAUUCAAGUCAAAAGCAACAUUAGAUUACAUAUAUGCUUGCCAUGAAGUUUCUUAUGUAAGAACUGAAAAUGACGUCCGACCGAAAACGAAAUAGUGUUGAUUGAGAUGUUGUACUCGAUGGUGCAGCUUAAAUAAUGAAGUGGACUAUAAAUCUAUUGCAUAAUAUGGUCUGGAUAUAUGUUUAUGUGUGAAUAUUUGUAUUUCUAUGCAUUUGUGACAAUUUUCAGAUUCCACAAAUCAUGACUGGACAAAGAAUCUGCAAAAUAAUAUAGGAUUGAAGGAGUGUGAUUAUACAGUUUUUUUUGUAAAAGCCUUUUUUUAUGGUCAAAAUUUUUGGCAAAUGUCAAGAUAAUCCAAUUUUGACAGAUUUCAGAUCAAGUGGCCUUGGCAAAUAGUUCAUUUUGCUAUUCAUUCACCAGGAUGUGUUGCAGUAGUAUUUAAAACACAGAUUCUGUUGUUGUUGUUGACACAAUAAGUAAAGCAACUAUACUCAUUGAACAAGUCAUAAUUAUCUCCCUUGUUUAGGCCCGAGGAUGAACAUACUGUGGUUUACAGUACUGUUUAUAAGGUUUUUGACAGUCUGAUGUUUACAUUGUACAGAACUGAACCAAUCAAGCAUGAUAUGUUACUAUUGAGACUGUAUAAUCUGUAAUAGUUUGUUAUGGACAAAAGCAAUGUUCCACUGGUGUUUUAAUAUUACAGACCCAGGGAUCAAUCUAGGUUUUAGGGGAAAUUACCUUUUUUCUGAUUUGGGGGAAAUUAAAACUUUGAUACAAGGCUCUAGCAUCAUGAAGGUGAAAGAUAAAUGUUUUGUUCGAAGUAUAUUUCAAUUUUCAAGCUUAAAAUUGUAGAAUUUUUGUUUAACUGAAG
Mizuhopecten yessoensis (Yesso scallop) is the source of this 1890-nucleotide messenger RNA. RefSeq names its product methyltransferase-like protein 24. The coding region runs from base 77 to 1114 and encodes 345 amino acids. The transcript has 7 exons. NCBI's taxonomy places the organism in Eukaryota, Metazoa, Mollusca, Bivalvia, Pectinida, Pectinidae. The record is from RefSeq and is a predicted model, not a curated record.